This is a messenger RNA of Pecten maximus, 2008 nucleotides long. Its product is annotated as protein spinster homolog 1-like. Gene Ontology annotation, molecular function: transmembrane transporter activity. NCBI's taxonomy places the organism in Eukaryota, Metazoa, Mollusca, Bivalvia, Pectinida, Pectinidae. The transcript is spliced from 11 exons. Gene Ontology annotation, cellular component: membrane. Bases 268 to 1758 code for a protein of 496 amino acids. Gene Ontology annotation, biological process: transmembrane transport. The record is from RefSeq and is a predicted model, not a curated record.
ACCACCACAUCGGGCCAACAACGUACGAUAACAAAGUUCAGGCGGAUGUAAAUAACAAAUGGCGAGUUCGACUCUCGUACCGGAUGUAGAGUUUUUGACGAUUUCGUAAGUUGUCCAAUGUGUACAUAACUACACAUACGUUAAUUCUCUGUAAUAUAUACAGUACAUGGAAGUAGAAAACUUCUCGUGAUAAAUGAUGACGGCCAUAACGUGACCAUUGUUGUGUUUAGACAAGAAAACUAGAUAACGCGUAGUUUCUGAGGAGCCAUGCUGAAAUCUGAGGAUUUCUCCGACACAGCUCCCCUCCUCGGCGAUGACGACGGGACAGUCAAGGAGGGGGCGGGGCAGAGGAGGAUAUCCCGGGGGACGUCCUACUUCAUUGUAGGCGUCCUAUUUGUAGUCAAUCUCCUAAACUAUAUGGACCGCUAUACACUGGCAGGUGUUUUGGAUCAGGUUCAAACUUACUACGGUCUGGACAACUCCCAGGAUGGCUUGCUGCAGACUGUGUUUGUCCUUACCUAUAUGAUCUGCUCUCCAGUCUUUGGUUACCUUGGCGAUCGCUACUCCCGGAAGUACCUGAUGGCGGGAGGCAUUCUCUUUUGGUCUGGCAUCACGCUGUCUGGCUCUUUCAUCGACAAGCACCAUUUCUGGGUUUUCCUGAUGAUGCGCGCUCUAGUAGGUGUGGGGGAAGCAAGUUACAUCACCGUGUCAACCACGAUCAUUGGUGACCUGUUCCACGACAGCAUGCGCACGAAGAUGCUCAUUGUAUUCAACGUGGCCGUUCCGUGUGGCAGUGGGCUUGGAUACAUUGUGGGAUCUAACGUGGCUAGAUUGUUUGGCGGCUGGCAGUGGGCUUUACGGGUGACCCCAGGUUUUGGUGUGAUCUGUGUCAUACUCAUACUGAUCCUGCCGGAGCCAACUCGUGGUUCGGCGGACGGAGGGACAGAUCUCAGCAACACCUCUUUCCUACGGGACCUCAAGGAACUUGUAACCAAUAAGACGCUGGUAUUGUCGUCGUUUGGGUUUACGUGCGUGGCUUUUGUGACCGGGACGUUGGCUUUGUGGUCCCCAAUCUACGUCCUCGACUCCAUAAAAAUCCAGGGACAAGAGGCACAGCAGUCAAGUGUCAGCCUCAUAUUUGGUAUACUGACGGUGGCGGCGGGCCUGACGGGUGUAGCUAUCGGAGGGGAAACCUCCCGAAGGUUAAAGGACCGGUACCCCCGGGCCGACCCCGUCAUUUGUGCGUGUGGAAUGUUAGUCGGGGCACCAUUUCUCUUCUUCGCCCUUUACGUGUCGCGGUAUAACACAACUGUUGCGUGGGUCCUUAUCUUCUUCGGAGAGACGGCAGUGUGUAUCAAUUGGUCCAUUGUUAAUGACAUAUUACUGUACGUUGUGAUUCCCACGAGACGAGCGUUGGCCUCGGCCGGUCAGAUCUUCCUGUGCCACGCCCUUGGGGAUGCAGGGAGUCCCUACAUCAUCGGCCUGGUAUCCGAUGCUCUAGCUAAAGGCUACAGUCUUCCCGCCACCUCGCCGUCUGUCCAGUUCGCUACUCUACAGAUGGCGUUGUAUGUUACGCCGUUCGUCAGUGUGUUGGGAGGGAGCUUUUUCCUGGCCGCCUCGCUGUUUGUUGUGGAGGAUCGCGAGGCAGCGAAACGAAUAACAGAACAUGCGAAUGCGCCACCGGAAGAAGAGGAUGAGCGAGUAGAAUCACCGGACAGCGACUUCCUGACGGCAGAUUUAUCUUAUUCUGUUAACUGACAUGACGUCAUCAGGAUAUUUCAAUAGGCACAGCCGUUCCUGGACGAGGAAUGUGUGUUAGCAAGGAUAAACCGGAUAUCUCGAUAGACCGGUUCCUACAUUGCUACCAUUCCUUUGAAAGUCAGAGAAAUGCACAUCGCGCCAAUUUCUUCGACAGGGAUUUGAGAAUUAGUUACAGUCUACAUGUAUUUGGACCUCCCCUAUUGUGUAUAACACAUUUUUAUACGGUUUUUUUUUUUUUUUGGGGGGG